Molecule: messenger RNA, 862 nt
Organism: Ceraceosorus guamensis
Lineage: Eukaryota; Fungi; Basidiomycota; Exobasidiomycetes; Ceraceosorales; Ceraceosoraceae
Exons: 1
Coding region: 104-664 (186 amino acids)
Source: RefSeq, a predicted model, not a curated record
AAGGCUUGCCUCACACUAAAGAGGCCGUCCGGGAGAUGGCCCUUUCGCUCGGCUCGCUCAGCUUUUGUUCAUUGAGCCGACGCACUGAUACUAGGGACGACGCAUGAGGCGGAAGUCGGCUCGGCUCAGAGUCGGGAUUGUGAUCGCCCAGAGCAACUCGCUCGCGCGCGAGGAGGUCGAGCUCCGCGCGACGGGCGGGAUGCAUGACAAGAGCCCGUCGACGUUGGUGCAUGGCUGCGAUCGCGAGUACUUCCGGGCAUGCUGGAGCUCAGAGCUCACCUUGCGAGCCUGGCCCUUUUCCCUUCUCCAUUGUGCAGUGUCCGAAUCGCCGUUCGGCGUCAGACUAGACAGUCGUAUGUUUUUGCCAUGUCAGGGUGGAGAUCAUCGGCGGCGGGUUUCAGGGUUGCUAGUCGUGAGGUUGUCAGGCCUAGCCAUGCUUUCAAGACACCACGCCGUGGCAAGCAGCUUGCAAUUUGCGCGAGUGCUGAGUCAAGGCGCCGUGGCGAACGCACCAAAGCUUGCGCUUCCUGCUGCUUCUCGAUUCGAGCAGAUUUCAAUCCUGGCAAGACAAUCAAAAAAUCGCGAAUGCCCGCCGCAUUACGUAGACAAGGACCCCCUGCGCCGGUCACAAUCUAAUGACGUUCGACAUUCAGGCAAAACUUGACAGAAAUUCGCUUCCGCAUGAAUCGUUGCGCGUAGGAGCCGGUGCGCACAUGCGCGGAGGCCCCUUGCUGUUGAGGUGAUUCAAAUGUCCUCGGAGACACGAAGUUAUCAACGUCGGCCCAAGCGUCGGAUUUGAACACAGUUUGCUUCACCGAGUAGAUCGCUUUGAGGGCUCAUGAGACCGCGAUGAUAUGUCGGG